This is a messenger RNA of Corticium candelabrum, 3089 nucleotides long. RefSeq names its product CCAAT/enhancer-binding protein zeta-like. The record is from RefSeq and is a predicted model, not a curated record. Gene Ontology annotation, cellular component: nucleus. NCBI's taxonomy places the organism in Eukaryota, Metazoa, Porifera, Homoscleromorpha, Homosclerophorida, Plakinidae. Bases 3 to 2927 code for a protein of 974 amino acids. The transcript has 37 exons.
UCAUGGCUUUCACUUUGGACGCAGUGCUUGAUUUAGGCGGAGAAAAGGAAGACUACGAACAGUUGCAAACGUGUGAUAAUGACGAUGAAGAAGCAAUGGAAUUCGGGCACGAGAAGAUGGAAAAGAUGACAGAUGAGACGUUAACACUCGACAAUGUCGAGAUUAGAAAUUUUAUCAGCAAGUUGGGUCUGAACAAAGCAAAAGUCAAGAAUGAAACAAGUAAAGAAACAGACAAAAAGUUGGACACUGAGCAAAGAACAAGCAAAAAGAAAACAACACAAAAGAAAGUGGAUCCUCUCAUCCAGAAUGAUAGUGUGGAGAAGAAACAUGAGAGCAAAAGGAAGCCAUUACAUUCUAGUUUGUUAGAACAGCUUCAAGCUUCAGCUGCUAAGUCGAUUAAGCACUUUUUGGUUAGCCCUGGCACUUUCUGGUUUCAUAACGUUCCUGAUGUUCCUUCUGAUUUUGCUUUGUUGCUGCCUGAUGCUGAAUCGGCACACACUUGUCUUAAGAUUGGAGCCACGCUGCUAGAGCAUGAUACCAUCCUAUACAAACAAAAGAAAGAUGCUCAGAAGAGUGGUGAUGUUCAGUGGCUAACAAAAGUGUUGACAUCAGGAACAUUGAGUGACAAGUUGGCUGCUUUGGCUUUGCAAAUUCAAGAGUCUCCUGUUCAUCAAGUAGACCGCCUCUGUGCAUUACUGAAUAUGAUGAAGAAAAAGAGCAAGCGAGAGGCUCUCAUGGCUGUAGAUACGAUGAAGCAGCUGUGGUUGACCGAUCUUCUUCCUGAAAAUCGAAGAUUGAAACCAUUGUCAGAGCAACCGUUAGUCUACUUGUCUACAGUUGGACAAUCAAGUGGUAGCGAGGCACGAGACAGGCUGCUUCUGUUUUGGUACUUUGAAGAUUGCCUACACAAUUUAUGUGGACAAGUUAUAGAGGCAUUACAGAUGUUGAUACAAGAUGUAGAGGAAAAUGUCAGGAAGAAGACAUUAGGAAUUGUGUAUGACUUGCUAACAUCAAAACCAGAACAAGAGCAGGAGCUACUGUCUAUGCUUGUGAACAAGUUAGGUGAUCCUACAAGGCAAGUAUCGUCAAAGGCUGUCUAUCUUUUGUUAAAAUUAGUGAAUGAUCAUCCCAACAUGAAACUAGUUGUGGUCUGUGAUAUCGAGAAACUUCUUUAUCGGGCAAAUAUCAGCGAGAGAGCUCAAUACUAUGCCAUUUGUUUCCUCAAUCAGUUGAUCCUCACUCACGCAGAAUCACAAUUAGCUGAUCGCUUAGUUGAUGUCUAUUUUAGUUUUUUCAAGUUAUACAUAAAGAAGGAAACAGCAGAGACACGUAUGCUGGCAUCUCUAUUGUGUGGUGUGAACAGAGCUUUUCCCUUCUCAAAGAUUGACAAUGACGGCGUCAUUGAAGAGCAUCUCGAUACUCUCUUUAAAGUUGUACAUGUUGGAACGUUUAACACGAGUGUUCAGGCUUUUAUGCUUCUGUUUCAAGUGAUGGAGUCAAGAAAAUCAGUGUCUGAUCGUUUCUACCAAGCUCUUUAUGAGAAGUUGCUUGAUCCAGGGUUGAGACUGUCCUCAAAACAUGCCAUGUUUCUCAAUGUUUUGUUUAAGGCUUUGAAAGCAGAUCCAUCUUUAAAGCGUGUGAUGGCAUUUAUCAAGCGGCAGCUACAAGUUUGUUUCUACCAACGCGCUGACUUUACUUGUGCCAUGUUAUAUCUUGUAUCAGAGCUGGAACAUGGCAGACCUUAUCUACUAGAAAAGCUGUGUGAGCAAAUCAAGGAAAGUUACGAUGAGGAACACUUCGAAGAUAUUGAUGAUGGAGAGGGCCGUGGUGGUAGGCAAUUAAACUCUCAAUCGUCUACUUCUCAAACAAGUCAGUACAAACCUCGACACAGAAAUCCUCUUUAUGCUGGCACUGAAAAUACAUCACUGUGGGAACUCAACAAGCUUGUUUGUCAUUUUCAUCCAUCAGUGAGUCGUUUUGCAACAGACUUGCUGCAGACUUCUUGCAUCGAAUAUGAGAGUGAUCCAUUGAAGGACUUCGCUCUUAUUAGGUUCUUAGAUCGAUUUGUGUAUAAAAAUCCCAAAAAGAAAGCAACAGAUCAUGGAGGAUCUCUGAUGCAGCCAAAAGUAACAUCAGCAAGAUUUGCAGAUCAUCCAGUUAACAGCAAGAAGUUUUUGUCUCAAGCAAAGAGUGAUGUAAGAGAAGACGAGCUGUUCUUUUACAAGUAUUUUACCUGUGCUGCAAAGCGUCACAGAAUAACAAGUGAAGUGCAAACUUCUCACGAUGAAGACAUUGAAGAUUUUGAAGUUGACGACGAUGAAGUUGAGCCACUGAACUUUGCAACUGCUUUAGCAAAGUCUAAAUCUGACAUGAGUCGGCGUUCAAGUGCAGACAAUGAAUCAAGUGAUAAUCUGGGCACCUCAGAUGAAGAAGAUCAAGAUGAAGUGGAUAUACCAGAUGAAGAAAAUUUGUCUGGAAAUGAAAUGACGGAAGCAGGUUAUGAGAAGCUGUUAUUGGAAAACAUGUCUUCUGAAGAGGAGGAGGAUCACAAAAUGGAUCAAGACUCUUCACAAGUUCAGAGUCACAAAAACAAACGGUUGAGUGCAAAAGAUCGAGGUUCUUAUUCAUUGUUUGCUUCUGCAGACGAGUUUGCUCAUCUUUUGGAGGAAAAUCAGUCAAUGUCUGGUGGAGGUUCUGAUGCUCUUGAAGUGAAGGUAGGAGAAAGUCGAAAGCAGCUGGAAUGGGAACAACAACGGGCGGGCGACUGGAAGUGGAAAAAGAAUAGGAAAAGAAAAUUUCGUGAUAGAGAUCAGUCACGUAGGAAUACAAGGAAAGGGACGGGUAAGACAACAAAGAGCUCCAGACCAAUGAAAAGAAAUGUAAUAAACAAGAAAAGUAAAGGUAAUCAAGGAGGUCGUAGAAAAUAACUGGAGAUUUGGGAGGAGCAAGUGUGUGAUGAUAGAUGAUAGUAAUGUAAAAUUUGAAGCUUUUCGUAGGUUUCUAUGGCAAAUUUGGCACUAGGACCUAGCUAGCUGCGAUACCCAUUAUUACUGUUCUAUUUCCAUUAUAUACACAAUAGUAGGUAUUAA